Messenger RNA from Mya arenaria, 1694 nucleotides. RefSeq lists its product as uncharacterized. Gene Ontology annotation, molecular function: carbohydrate binding. The transcript is spliced from 5 exons. NCBI's taxonomy places the organism in Eukaryota, Metazoa, Mollusca, Bivalvia, Myida, Myidae. The coding region runs from base 232 to 1122 and encodes 296 amino acids. Gene Ontology annotation, biological process: cell adhesion. The record is from RefSeq and is a predicted model, not a curated record.
UUUUAUUUGCGAUAUGUGAUCAGCUUGUUUUGUGUUAACCAACAUCGGACAUUACUGAGUAGAUAUAAUUAAAAAGUUUUGUCAUCAAAGAUUGACACCAUCAAUUUGAAAUUGGCUGUAGUAAGAAACGAACAAUUGUUAAAUAAGCAAGAUUUCAAUCAGGCGUAAACUGAGAUAAGAAGAAUAGAAGAACGUAAGGUUCAAUCUGUAUUUUGUGUACAAACACCCAGUAUGACUGACGAAAUGUACCACUCUUUGUCAUCGAAGAUUGACACGAUGAAUUUUGAAAUGGCUCUUAUAAGGAAAGAACAAUUGCAAACUAAACAAGAACUUCGUGAGGCGAAAGAUGAGAUUGCAAAACUACGAGGACUUCAAGUUGACACCAUCAAUUUAGAAUUGGCUGAAGUAAGACACGAACAAGGGCAAACGAAGCAAGAUCUUAUUCAGGCCAAAACGGAGAUUAAAACAAUACGAGAACAUCAGAACUUCGACGAGUCAGACACCAAAGCAGCCGACGAUCUUACUGACGCACAGGGGGACGCAAGCACAAGUAGUGUCAUAAACUCCAUUCAGAAGGAAUUCCAGAACGAGAAAGCGCAAACCAAAAAUGUCCUGGAUCAAAUGAAAACUGAUGUAGCGCUAAUAAGAUCGGAUUUAAACACCGUAAUGGCAACAGUUAAAAACGAUAUAAAGAAAGUAAAUGACACAUUGGCAAGGGCUGAAUCGAUUCACGCGAGCUACAAUUCUCUAAGUGCCGCCCAGCGACAUACAGACGAUACCAUGUCACUACUAGAAAAGGGCGUGCAAUCUCUGAAGCUUUCUGUCUCAGGAAUCAACGCUUCACUUGAGGAAAAAUGUCAGUCUGGGGAGUUCGGACCUAACAAUUUUAGGCCGCGUCCAACCUUUCCUUGGUUAAUUACCAUCCACUUCCAGCCAGCCUUUAGAAGGACGCCAGCUAUCGUUUAUGGACUGCGGUUCUUGGACGUUUCCAACGAAGCAAAUGUGCGUGUUAGAGGGGAGAUAAUGGAGUUGACCAACACAUAUUUUAAGUUUAAGAUAGAUGAAUGGGACAAUACUGUUUUGUACGGCGCCAAGUUUUCUUGGAUGGCAUGUCCAAAAUAACCCAUUAAAAUUUACGGCUGUUGCGCUUUAGUCUAAUAUAAAAGAUGCUUUUAUAUAUGGACAAAUAUAUCAAAGCUAUCAUUGUCGUUGACAGUCCAGGAUAUCAGCUACCUGCUAUGCAUGCUCGUAUACUAAUCAGAACAGAGUGCGGUGCUUUGAAUUUAGACAUGCUGACUUAUCUUAUUGAGAAUAUUUGACAAUGUUUGUGAGCUUAUAUCUAUAUUGAUUUUGCACUUAUAUCGGCAUGUAGCUGUAUAUGAAGUUUAGGUUCAGUUAUUGAUUUUCUUUUUAUCUUUUUGGACAUGUAUUUGAAUAAUAUAUUGAUUGGAUUCUUACUCUUCACGUUUCCCAAUUAGCUUAAAGAUUUAUUAUUCCGAUUGAAAUAUAAUGGGAAUAUGAAAAUUGCAGUUCGGAUUUGCAGUGUGCAAUCAUGUCGUAUAAAGAAGUGUCAUUUAUAAACUCAAAGGACAAUAACAGAAUAAACUACUACUAUUAAAGCUUAAUUCUGUAGUUUUCUUAUUUCAAACCACUUAUAAAAAAAUGUAUGUUGCAAGCCUUAUGGGGAUAUUACC